CCGCCGUGUCUCAUGGUCUCCGAGCUCUGUAGUCGCGCACACGCUUGUUGGCGGAAAUACUUACACAAACAAGAUAAAAUACCGCAUAAUUCAUAUAAGUGCAAUUACAACAAAGUGCAAGUCAGCGUUUAAGUGCUUAGCUUAAAAAAAUACAACAAUAAUAACAACAAAAGUAUUUAUUUAUCAAAGAGAAAACAGAUAAUUAAACAUUGGCGAGCAGGAGGAUUGUUAUUAGCUGCAGCUAAAGUCAAACAAGAGAUUCACAAAUCGACGGACUUGGGCAUUGUUAGCCGUGCUGUUUGGCAUUCAAACUGGGCAACUUUUUGGGAUCAUUUGCAUAGAAGCAAUAGCUGUAUAUAUAGUAUAUAUAUGUGCGGGUAGUUGACAGACUGCGACUGUUGGAUUGAGCCAGCUUUGAAAAUUCACAACGUACACAAUUCCUGACGGUCAGCAGAGGCGCACUGGCUCCUAUUUCAAACGACUUGGCUAGAAGUUUUUUCGUUGUUGUUGCCCAGUCGUGCGGCCAAUUCGUUUCACUCAAUGUCACUUGCCUCAAGGAUAUCAGGGGCGAGCAAUGUUAAGCAAAGCGUGGCCCGAAGACAAACAAAUGGUGGCCCAAAUGGGCCGAGUGGCACGACCGGCGAUGGCGAAAUUAGCGCAAAGCGCAACGAGAACAUACGAAAUUUAUUUGCCCCAUCGGCGGCAGCACUGGCCGAGAAAAAAAAGAAGGCCGUAGCGGCGAGGCAGCGCAGCCAGAGCCUGCAACGGCAGCCAGCAAUGGAGUCUCAGAUGAACCUGACCAGCAACAGCAACAACAGUGUCAGCAGCCAGCAAUUGAGGCGCUCCAUUGGGCAAAUUGCCAGAGAAGCCAACAGUGCCAGCUACAAUGAUGACAAUGAGCAGCAGGACGAUCCGGCGGAAGCCGGGAGAUGGGCACACACUAUGCGACAUGCUAGUGGAGACUGGCUAGGCACAAAUCAAUUGCCAAUGACUAGGAAUCAAUCAGCAAUAAAACAAUACAAUGGCGUUAACAACAAUUCAAUGGACAGGCUCAGGGCCAGGAGCAGCAGCAGCAGCCAGCUAGGACCCGUCGAUAAUGCCCAGCUGAACGAUAGAGAAGACAGCUACGCACAACGUGCCAGUCUUAAGGACAACAAUGGCUGCCAUCAGAGUCCAUUUGAAUUGGCAAUGGAGGCUGGCAGACAGGACGUUGCAGCCUCUGCACGUCGUCUUUCUUUGGCUUGGUAUGAACGCAAAAAUUGGCAGCCAACGAACGAGCCGGAAAAUUAUAUUAAAAGCAGCAACAGCAACACCAGCUAUAAUGCUGGCCAUAGACGUUGGCAGGACGAUGAUGAUGACGACGACGAUGACGUUGCCGCUGAGCAGAAGAAAAACGCUGAGGACGAGUACAAUGUUGACAUUAGUAAUGAAAUGACCCCAGGCAGCUGGCGGAAGCAACGCAAAUCUGCAGAAAAAUCGCAGCCAUUGAAUCACCUGAGAAAUGUCAACGGCAGUGGAGCAGCAACUUCGAAGGAUGCAAAGGACACUGGCAGUCUGAGUGGUGCCUUGGGCAGCCCACAGCAGCAACGAUUUUUCAACGAUGCUGCUCCUUCUACUCCUGCUGCUGUUUAUGAUUACCAUGACGCUGAUAAGCUGCUGCAAGACAACUACAGCAACAAAGGCUACAAGGACGAUCACGACGACGACCACUACAGACACUUGGCUGCAGCUAAGGACUAUUUGUUUGGUCACGGCACAGAGGUAAAACCAGAGCUCCGGCCGCAGAGCGAAAGUUUGUACAAUGCAAGCUAUGCGCAGUCAACGCCGCUAGCUGAGCGCCUGCAACGGUUUCGCCAGCGACAACAGUCGGCAAGUCGCUUAUCGGACGAGCAAAAAAGUCAGAGUGUGGAGCACUGCGGCAGCGGCGUCGUUCAUGAAUUCCGCAACGCUCCAGACGACGACGAGUGCCAAUUCAAUAGCUCGCCAUUUGCCCACUUAUCAGCUGAACAAAUAAGCGCAACAAAUUUGAAUAAGCAUAGAAAUUGGCAAAACGCAGCGAACAGCAGCGAGACAGGAACUCGAAAGCUUCGACGUGCCAGCGAUUCAGUUGAUGCUGUUCCGUUUGGGGCAUAUGACGAUGACGGCUUAGAUACACCGUCGCCGUACAAAGCACAAAACCGACAGCAGCAGGAGGAGGAGGAGGAGCAGCAGCAGCAAGAAGAAGCACCACGACGUCGAGUCCUUAUCAAACGGCGCAUUGUGCGCACCAAGCGCUCUGCCUCGCAAACGCGCCAAAAAUCAGAGGCAGCCAACGACAACAACAACAAUAUCAGCAAAAGCAAUAGCAGCUGGCUUUCCAAGUUGCGCAGCUUCGGAGCUUCUGCAGAAUAUAGCAACAGCACUACAAAUACCAACAAGACAAGUCAAAAAUCUGCCAACACUGGAAUUUCGAAUCAGUCGCUGAGCUCUCCACAAACCAAUCCCAUCAUGGCCGUCCUCCGCACAAUGAAGCUGAAGGAGCGCCUGGCUAUCAGCUUGGGUGCAACGCUCGUGUUGCUCACGCUCUUGCUGAUUGUCGAUGUGCAAAUGGACUUUGGCGUGGCAAAUCGUCACCUGCUGCAGCAGCAUUCGAAAUUGCGCUUCGGCAGCAGCAGCAACAACAACAACAACAAUGAGUACGAUGCAGCAGCCAGUGGCGGACGAGUAGUUGGUGGCGGCAUGCUGCACGAGUUCAAACGCAAGUUCCUGCAAAAGAGCAAUUCAUCGGGCUCCAAGGAGGCCUCCACGCAGGCGACCGGCAGCCAAAGUGGCGGCGUUGCCGGUGGCAUGCCCAGCGGUGGGGCAGCAGAUGCGGUUGCAAGUCCAACCCUAUCCACACGUAAGCCUACGCCACACGAUCGCUAUGCGGAUCUGCAGAAGGUAAUGAUCAGCGGUGAUUAUACGCAUGUGAUCGUUGAUAGUUCGCCCGAUUUGACGCAAGACAAUCCCACUAUGGCCGCCAUGCUGCACAAAACACUGAGAGCCAAUGCGAGCAAUUUGGAGCGCUUCCAACUGCGCAUCACAAAAAAGGAACUCUAUGGAGAGCAUGACACUCUGGUGGAUGCGGUUAUACGUGACAUGAUCAAGCUGCCAAUACAACAUGUGGCUCAAAAGGAGGGCGGCACCCAACUGAAAUUGAUCAUCGAGUAUCCCCACGAUAUAAAGGCGUUAAUGAAGCCCAUGCGCUUUCCCAGGGAUCAGCAAACAUUGCCCAAUCAUUUCUACUUCACGGACUAUGAGCGUCACAAUGCGGAGAUAGCUGCAUUUCAUUUGGACAGAAUUUUGGGCUUUCGUCGUGCCAUGCCCGUGGCGGGUCGCACACUGAACAUUACGACAGAAAUUUAUCAACUGGCCGACGAGAAUUUAUUGAAGACGUUCUUUGUUUCGCCAUCCUUGAAUUUAUGCUUCCAUGGCAAGUGCUCGUACUAUUGUGACACUUCGCAUGCCAUUUGCGGGAAUCCGGAUUUGUUGGAGGGCUCCUUUGCCGCCUUUCUGCCCAGCUUCGAGUCAUCGAAUCGCAAGUUGUGGCGGCAUCCAUGGCGACGCUCCUAUCACAAGCGCAAGAAGGCUCAGUGGGAGACAGAUGCCAAUUACUGUUCUAUGGUGCGCGACAUACCGCCCUACGAUGAGGGACGCCGCCUGCUCGACCUAAUGGACAUGUCUGUAUUUGACUUUCUCACCGGAAACAUGGAUCGUCAUCAUUACGAGACUUUCAAAGUCUAUGGUAAUGAGACCUUCCCAUUGCAUUUGGAUCACGGACGUGGCUUUGGGCGCCCCUUCCACGACGAACUCUCUAUAUUGGCGCCCGUGCUUCAGUGCUGCCUCAUACGCAAGUCCACGCUCGUUAAACUCUUGGAGUUCCACAACGGACCCAAGCCGUUGUCACAAUUAAUGCGUGAAUCGCUGAGCUACGAUCCGAUAAGUCCUGUGCUCUGGGAGCCGCAUCUGGAGGCGCUCGAUCGUCGGACUGGCAUUAUACUGCAAAGCAUACGUGACUGCAUCAAACGGAAUCCGCCCGGCGAGACGGAAGGGUCCGACGCAGAUUUAUCCUCAUAGCGCUAAGCGGUCGUCCUUGUUGUCUGAUAGAGUCUAAAGAAACUUAUUGUUAGUUGUGUCCUGUGUGUACUGUCUAUAAAUUAGAUGUUAAGCCUGGCAGCGGCCUUUGUAAAAGGUCGGCGUCUCGGCGUCACGGCGUUUGCGGUCGGAGCGGCACUUUGGGAGCUGAGCGAGUCUACCAAAAAGCAUAAAACAAAUCAAUGUAAUUUAUGUUUAGCUGUUUGUAAAUCCUACGAAAGAGGUUAGCCAUGUAAGUAAAUAGUAGUGAGAAAGACAGUGGGGGAGGGGGAGAGAGGGGUGCGGUUCGUCUGUGUAUGUGUGCGUGUGUGGGAGCGCAUUGUUUCGAAAUUUGUUGGCGGCAUGUAAUGUGAAUUGUAAAUGAAAUGAAGUACCUUUAACAACAAAAACCAACACCAACAACAACACAGCAACUGCAUACAACAAACCAACAUUAAACAAUUGGGCUUCAAAUUUUCUAAACUAGACCACAGUAGGUGCCAAAAGUAUAAAAACGCAACAUUGUGGAAGCGAACCUGAUCUAAACCUAGACAAAACAAAAAAACAACAAACAGAAGAAAAACUUAACUAAACUAAACAUUUCGCCCUGCGCAAGAGUGAAACUUCUUUAAAAGACUAUAUGAAAAAUGGAAACAAACAAACUAACAAAUAAUAACAAACUAUUUGCUAAAUAUUUAUUUAUAUUUUUUUCAUACAUUUUACAAAAGUAAUUAAACCAACAAGAAUUACAGGUAUGUGUAGUAUGCAUACAUAAUUAAGUGUAAUGUGUACGCGAAAAGCAAAACUAGGGCCCCACAAAUCCUAAGUAAACAAAAGAGGAAAACUUGUUUCAAAUUUAGUUUCUAAGCUUACAUGUAACAUGUAUGUAGUACAUACAUACACACAUAAGUAUGUACAUACAUGUAUGUAUAUCAGGCGUAGCUUUAUUCGUACUCGUAGUAGCCGAGCUCCCUGGGAACGAGACGCUCCCAGGCGCAUGUUGUGUUUUAUUAUUCUUUAUUAGUUAGUCGAAUUAGUUCCAGCAAAAAGAGGUACUUCAAAAAAAAAAAAAAGAAAAAGAAAACUACUGUUAAACACUAAAUGCGAUUACUACAAUAAUUAAGUUAGUUUGUUUUACCAUUGUAACAUUUUAAUUGUACCUUAGUAGAAAGGAGGGAGGAGCAGGAGGAUAGUUAUGAGAUAAUGUAUAAUCAGCAAAAGGAUUCAUAUCCUAUUUGUUGCUGUGUGCAGCUUGUUUGUUGGCAUAGAAAGAGAUAAAUGUUAGCAAAUAGCAGAAAUUUAGUAAAAAUGCAAAAUUAAUUAAUAAAUACCAAAGAAAUUGUAAAAAAAUGA
This is a messenger RNA of Scaptodrosophila lebanonensis, 5445 nucleotides long. Its product is annotated as extracellular serine/threonine protein CG31145. The coding region runs from base 541 to 4095 and encodes 1184 amino acids. Gene Ontology annotation, molecular function: protein serine/threonine kinase activity. NCBI's taxonomy places the organism in Eukaryota, Metazoa, Arthropoda, Insecta, Diptera, Drosophilidae. The transcript has 16 exons. Gene Ontology annotation, biological process: protein phosphorylation. Gene Ontology annotation, cellular component: Golgi apparatus. The record is from RefSeq and is a predicted model, not a curated record.